UGUGCAAAGCUCGCGAAUUGAGAGGCAGAGGCAGCGGUAGUCAGGCUUAGGUGUUCUGCCCUCUCUCAAUACAAUUUUAGAUUUAGAUGCGGCUUAAAUCCAAAGGGAAAACACUUUAUAAGGUUGAAAGCUGUGUAGUUGCAACAGCCGGGGUUAUGAGCUAUCAAAUGCAAUUACAUUAAAAUAGAUUAUACUGUGUAAAUUGAGCCAUUCAGAAGUGAGAACCAAAGAAACGGCUCCGAUCCCCCUUCUUUCUAAAUUGCAGUUUUAGUUCCUUGCAAUUCUGAGGCACAAAAGUAGGUGAGACUGCUUUUGUAUCUGCAAAGUGCUUUAUUUCUGAGUGUAAUUCUAACUGAGUGCAAUCUAGGUUAAAAGCUGGACAACUGGGUAAUUAGAGCUCACUUGCUGCUAAAGGACGAUCAGCUGUACCGUAGCUCAUUUGUGUUCCCAGAGACUUGGUCUCUUCUCCCCUGAGCGGAGGCUGCUGGAGAAGAAGCAUCCGUCCCCGGACUUUUCUUGAUUGCGGAGAUGAUGGUGCUGGACAAGGAGGACGGUGUGCCAAUGUUAUCCGUACAACCCAAAGGGAAGCAGAAGGGCUGUGCUGGCUGCAACCGCAAGAUCAAGGACCGGUACCUGCUGAAGGCUCUGGAUAAGUAUUGGCAUGAAGACUGUCUAAAGUGUGCCUGCUGUGACUGUCGUCUCGGAGAGGUUGGAUCAACUCUUUACACAAAAGCGAAUCUCAUUCUUUGCCGCAGAGAUUACCUGAGGCUCUUUGGUACCACCGGGAAUUGUGCUGCCUGCAGUAAACUGAUCCCUGCCUUUGAGAUGGUGAUGAGGGCCAGAGAUAAUGUUUACCAUUUGGACUGCUUUGCCUGUCAGCUCUGCAACCAGCGAUUCUGUGUGGGAGACAAAUUUUUCCUGAAGAACAACAUGAUCUUGUGUCAGAUGGACUAUGAGGAAGGGCAGCUGAACGGGAGCUUCGAGUCCCAGGUUCAAUAACAAACCCUGCUUCGCUGAAGCACUGUGGGAUGGGUGCUCGGCCGCGCGAGCAGCGAGGGCGCCCGUCAGCUUGCCUGCAAUAUUUUUUUAAUUCUUGGUCCAGAGAGGACUAUAUACAUUGUAGUACUUUUCCCCCCCAACACAAAGCAGUUACAAUUUUAGAUGUACAGUUGUGCCUGCUUAGCUGAGCACUGCAUUGCCUGUAUGUUUGUGAGUUUUUGGGGUCUGGGGGAGGGCUCUGUACAGUCUGUUUUCUGUAUAUAAACUGGAACAUUUAUUUUAUGAAAAAUGUAAUGCAAUUUUAUUACUGGUGUGAAUUAAAAAUUAUGAAUGUUUCCUGGUCAUCUUAGCUGUGGUUUGUUCCCCAUGUGGUGAAGGCCUGUAUUUCCUGUGCUUGAUGUUGAACAGACUAUUAGAAAUGUAUACACAGAUCCCUGGAAACUGGAUGAAUAAAAGCAGAGGCGGGAGUUCACACACACAAACCGGGGGAAGAAAUGCUGCUGCAGAGUUAGACCUCUCCGCUCGAACCGUGCAGAGACUCGUGUCCAAAAACCUGCCGCGGUGUACGACGGGAGGGAAUGAGCCGUGGGCGGGCGACGGCUGGGAGCCGUCGGUGUCGCUGGCCGGGUCCCACGGAGGCCGCUGAGCAGCACUGAGCUGCUGGCGGAGAGGUCUCUCGCUUUUCACAUCUAUGAAUUUAGAAAGAGCAUUUCCAUGGCCAGGAGUGCUCGUUGGCCGGCUGAUACGGUGUCUCCAGUCUGGGCUGUGAGGAACAGGCUCCCUCCAGCCUUGCCAAAGGGUGCCCAGGCAUUGAUCAGAAUAUUAAUUUCCAGGCUUUGAUAGGCAGUGGGGUUUUCCUGUGGGGCAUCGCUUGUCCAGGUCUGAACUGCUGUGAGAGCUGAUGUCAGGGUUCGAAUGCGACCGGGCGCUGACGCAGCAUCCCUUUUCACAGCCCUUUUUGCUUACUCUGUGCCAGGUGCUUUGACCUCCCACGUUAACGAAAGCGAUCGGAUUUGAAGCAUCUCCCGUAGAAAAGCUCUGAACUGUGUUCCUGCUGCGAUGCUUUGUGCAAUGAUUUUCAAGGUUAUGCAAUUCAUGUGCAACCCACUGGACUGUACCAAACACGUUUCUUUGUAUGGUGAGUGUCACUUUAAUACAGUGCACCAGUAGCUGUAAAGGAUGGCUGCAAUUCUAUUUAUUUUGUCGUCUUGCUUUUUCUUAGAUUUACCCCCCUUUCCUCUAAUAAAUAGACACCGAGUA
This is a messenger RNA of Aquila chrysaetos chrysaetos, 2259 nucleotides long. It is a transcript of the gene LMO1, whose product is annotated as LIM domain only 1. The record is from RefSeq and is a predicted model, not a curated record. NCBI's taxonomy places the organism in Eukaryota, Metazoa, Chordata, Aves, Accipitriformes, Accipitridae. Bases 529 to 999 code for a protein of 156 amino acids. Gene Ontology annotation, cellular component: nucleus. Gene Ontology annotation, biological process: positive regulation of transcription by RNA polymerase II. The transcript is spliced from 4 exons. Gene Ontology annotation, molecular function: transcription coactivator activity; DNA-binding transcription factor binding.